CCGGGCCAUUCAGUAAUAGGAACUCGGUUGGACCACACGCUUUAUCGUUCCAAAAAUACACCACUAGAAACUAACAACAUGGUGCCUGUAUCUUACGAUCAGCCAAUAGUGCAAACGUACUUCGUGUACUCUGGAGUGUUGGCUCUCAAAGUGCUGGUGAUGGCACCUUUGACAGCGAGACAGCGAUAUGCAAAGAAGGUAUUCGCUAACGAAGAAGACGCUCAAAAAGCUAAAGGUGUCGUCAAAUUCGAUGACCCCGACGUGGAGCGAGUUAGGCGCGCACAUUUAAACGAUUUGGAAAACAUUCCCGUCUUUUGGAUUUUGGGAGGACUGUAUCUUACAACGGGCCCGGAUCCUGAAGUUGCCACUUGGUUGUUUAGAAUAUAUACCGCUGGUCGUAUACUACAUUCAUUAGUGUAUGCUGUAAAACCAAUGCCACCGCCGUCGCGAGGUAUCGCGUUCGGAGUAUCCAACCUCAUUACCUGGUACAUGGGCUGGAAAGUCGUCUCCCAUUACUUCAAUGCCCUGUAAACGAGUGCGUUGUGUGUUCAAUGGACUGUAGUAUUGAUUUUCGGUGAAGAUUACGUGUACUGUUUGUUCAAGUAUUGUACGAUAACGACUAAAAGAUUAGGCAGGACACGAUAUGUUA
Hyposmocoma kahamanoa is the source of this 649-nucleotide messenger RNA. Its product is annotated as microsomal glutathione S-transferase 1-like. Lineage: Eukaryota; Metazoa; Arthropoda; Insecta; Lepidoptera; Cosmopterigidae. The transcript has a single exon. Bases 79 to 531 code for a protein of 150 amino acids. The record is from RefSeq and is a predicted model, not a curated record. Gene Ontology annotation, cellular component: membrane.